CUUAGAUAUCAAUUGAAGAGAGAGAAGAAAAAAAAGAAAGAUGUCCAAUCUUCAAUUUGAGACGACAGUGAAUGAGCUAAUUAAGCUGGAUGCUCCGGUUGCUAUGGGAACAGGAAGCGAUCUUCCAAGGUGGCAAAGAAAGGCUAUGGAAAAUAGAGAGCGGGGACUUGCCCCAUCACCUUCCAAUAACAGGAAAACCCCUUCCCGAGGGGCUACGAAGACUCCAUCGCGUCGGCGCAACUCCAAACUAACUCCAAGUAAAACACCCCCUGCUAAGAAGACUGGGAAGACUCCUGGCAGAGAGCCACUUAAACAACAUCAAGGAGGAGAUAGAUUUAUCCCCAACCGGGCCCUGAUGGACUACGACCUUAGUCAUUUCAAACUGACCCAAGGUGACCAGCCCACAUUCGAUGAUGAGAUGCACGAAGCGGAUGAGGUAACGACCUACAACGCAUCGGCCAUCAAAGACCACCUGGGUGACCACAAGGACGCCAAGAUCCUGACCUUCAAGCAGAGAGCACCCAAAGCGCAAGAAGGUUACUCCAACAACUUGAAGGUGCUCUACAGUUCGACUCAGGACCGGCCGAAGAAACCGACUAGUCGUUUUAUACCACAAACUGCAGAACGGAUCCUCGAUGCACCGGAACUCCACGAUGACUUCUACCUGAACCUGAUGAGUUGGAGUUCAAAGAACAUUCUAAGCAUCGCUCUUGGCAACGCGGUUUACCUAUGGAACGCCAACUCGGGGGAGAUUGACCAUCUCUUUCAAUUAGAGAGUCCAGGGGAUUACAUUUCAUCGGUGCAAUGGCUUCAAGACACGGAUUGUCUCGCAGUUGGAAACUCGAUGGGCCAAGUGCUGCUCUGGGACGUUUCGAAACCCAAGUGUCUUCGAUGUAUGGCAGGUCAUCCCGCUCGAGUUGGAUCGCUGGCUUGGAAUUCCUACAUUCUGUCGAGCGGUGGACGAGCAGGAAAUAUUCACCACCACGAUGUCCGAAUCGCCGACCACCUGGUAGCUUCGAUCGAAGGACAUACUCAAGAAGUCUGUGGCAUGGCUUGGAGCCCCGAUUUUAAAUAUAUUGCCACCGGUGGAAACGACAACGUUCUCAAUAUAUGGGACUCUACGAGAGCAUUGGCAGGAUCUGAACCGCUCUAUUCACUCGCGCAACAUCAAGCUGCUGUUAAGGCUAUCAGCUGGUGUCCAUGGCAACCGAAUGUGCUUGGUAGCGGUGGCGGGACGGCCGACAGGACAAUACGAUUUUGGAAUGCUCAGAGCGGAUUGUGCAUGAAAACCACAGAUGCAAAGUCACAGGUGAGUGGAAUUUUGUGGUCACGUGAGCACAAAGAGCUAAUCACAGGCCAUGGGUUCGCUCAGAAUCAGCUGACUAUCUGGAAAUACGUCACCAUGGAAAGAAUCUGCGAUUUGAAAGGUCAUACCAGCCGUGUAUUGGCGAUGUGCCUGUCACCGGAUGGAACCACCGUCGUUUCCGCUGGAGCCGACGAGACGCUCCGAUUCUGGAAUUGCUUCGCUCACCUGAAGAAGACGAAGAAGCCAUCCACUAGCUCGAGGAGCAGCGAACCGUCCAAGGCACUGAUCACAAGAACCAUAAGAUGAUGUAAUGUUGAUAUGUUUUGAUUGUUUCGUGACAUCCAAGGACUCUAAGAAUGUU
Messenger RNA from Lytechinus variegatus (green sea urchin), 1667 nucleotides. Its product is annotated as cell division cycle protein 20 homolog. Gene Ontology annotation, cellular component: anaphase-promoting complex. Lineage: Eukaryota; Metazoa; Echinodermata; Echinoidea; Temnopleuroida; Toxopneustidae. Gene Ontology annotation, molecular function: protein binding; ubiquitin ligase activator activity; anaphase-promoting complex binding. The transcript is spliced from 10 exons. Bases 41 to 1612 code for a protein of 523 amino acids. The record is from RefSeq and is a predicted model, not a curated record. Gene Ontology annotation, biological process: positive regulation of ubiquitin protein ligase activity; positive regulation of anaphase-promoting complex-dependent catabolic process; anaphase-promoting complex-dependent catabolic process.